UAGAAUGCCGAGUCUGAUAACUGAAAUAUAUUGGUCCAAACCAAAGUCAGCUAAUGGUUUUAUCGAAACUUACCUAAUCGAAGCUCAGUUAGAGUUCAUUUUUGGCAUGGUACAAGGCCUUUACUAGAGAAAAUAACGCUAUGAGAUUACCAAUUAUACAUUUCUACGACCCUUGUUGUCGUUAAUAGUCACAUUUCAGCGUUUUUAACUAGAAAACGCUGAUAUGUUGUACACUUGACAUUUGUUAAAUGCAUAUAUACCUUGUUCGUAUCCAUUUACAAAUACCAACGAAUCUCACUACACCCAAGAUUUGAUUUAUUUUCUGACACAUCUGCUUAGAUAAAAAUGGCUGAUCAAGCAGGUAAAAUGAUUAAGAACUUGCGUUUCUUACAUUUAUUCGCACAUUAUAAGUUUAUACUGACCUGGAAACAUUUAUUUAUACUGUGUACAAAUAGUUAUUACCGUUUUCUCAACUUUUAUUUCACUUUGUAUUAUCUCUGAAUGUCAUUUAAAUCUAACAGAAACCUGAUGCAAAUAAAAAUGCUUCUCAAUACUAAAAAUAAACGGAAUAUUUCACUGCUAUAUGUGUUUCAACAUACCUUAAGUCAACGUCCUAUGAUUUGUUGUUUUUCACGUCAGCUGAUGUAAACUCUUAAGUCUGUUAUAAAAACACUAAUUUGCGAUUGGUUUAUUGACAGUAAUCUGUGUGUUGAUUGUUCUGUGCAAGAUUAUUCGUUGCCUCUUGUUAAGCCAAUCAGAACGGAGUGACCUUCAGGGUAUGAUUACAUUUUAGUUCACGGUUAGUAGAUAACAGACUAGUUAGUGAUCCGGUGUUAUCUGUCCGGUGCAUUAUAAUGUGUUUUGGCGAGCACCAUUUUUGAUGUGAACACCUAUGUCAACCUACAUAUUUAUCUCUGAUAUUGGAUCAUUUACUCAAAUAUGCUUAUUCGCAGUUAAAGCAACAUCAACAUUAUGUAUAAUAUGGAGUGCAUAUGUAUUUGCAAAAACACGAUUGUUUUCCAGACGAGAUUCGGACAUUCAUAAUACUAUUGUUAAUAAGAAAAGGAAGUAUGAACAUUGUGAUGAAUCAGAAAUUUCUACACCUUAUGACAAUUAUUCUUCGGAACAAAAUCUACCAUCUUUAUCAAUUUUGAAGGGUAGUGUCAUAAUUCGCAAUGGUAUGAAUGCGCUGUAUAAUUUAAUUCAUCAUGUAAAGUAUAAUGGUGAUGAUAAUGUUGCUACUGCUGUGUCUACAGAGGCUGACGAUGUCACUUCAACAAAUCCAUGUAGUGAAUUCAAUAAAAUCACUCAUUCAGAUGAAUUGGGGUUAUUUUAUAAAAUGAUAUGUGAUUUAAGUGUCAAGGCUGGAAUUACUACCAGUAAUAUUUACAGUACUCCUCGUAAACGAAGUCGUUUAUUGUCUUUCAGCAAAGAUCCAAAACUCACUACAGACUAUAUAUUACAUCUUUUGAUUUCAUACAGCAAGGAUCUUAGGUAUUUGGAUCACUUAUUCCAAUGUGAAAAUUUUGAACGUCUAAUCAAUUGGCUUAGUUCAAUCAGUCUUUCAGCAUUAAACAAUUCAGAUAACAAUAAUACACUACUCAUUGAUAAACAUCAUUCUUCACCAUCAGUAAAUCAACUCUUGUUUAAUGUGGAUCAAUGGACAAAUGAAUCAUAUUAUUGUGAUGAUAAUAAUAGUAAUACGGAUUCAUCAUUUGCAAAAGUAAAUAACUUGCCUGAUGUUCAUCUAGAAUAUCCUAUUCAUCUUUUAGUCGCUAAUUUUUUAGCAAACAUCUCGCAGCAUCCAUCAAGUUCCGUUUUAAACAAUUAUGAAGAUAUCAAUAAAUUAAUCAGCCUCUGGAAAGUUUCUACAAGUUUGCAUUUAAAUCUUUUUGGUUCCAAGAUUGAUCAUAAUUUGAAAAUUCAUUCUAAAAUAAUUAACAGUUCAUGUUCUGAUUCGCUCAAUUCAUACCCUAUCUACUGUCCAGAUGUUUAUAACUUAAAUGAUUCCAACAAUAUCAACGAAGAUUAUGAUUUUGAUAUUAUUUUUGUGAACGGUAUGUUGGGUAGUGUUUUCUACACUUGGAGACAGCAUGAUUCAAUGCUUGCCAACAAUGCUACUCAGUAUACAAAAUGUUGGCCUAGAGACUGGCUUUCCCAUCGAUUUCCGCAAGCUCGAAUUAUUGGUGUUGAUACGUCAUUGAAGCCAUUUGUUUGGCAUUCAAUUUGUCCACUUCAAAAGUUACGGCGUACAUUAAAUGAGCGAGCUGUAGAUAUAAUGAAACAACUUAAAAAAGCAGAAGUUGGUCGUCGACCUAUAAUAUGGAUUACUCAUUCAGCUGGAGGUAUUCUUGUAAAAGAAAUGCUUCGAUUGGCUAAUUCUGUUAGCAAUGGUACUUCCGAACAAUCGGAAAACGAUCAUUCUGAGCCAAGUACCACGUCUAGCACUAGAGAGUGUGCACACGUUUCUCAUACUUAUGCAGCUUUGUCAGCUUUAAGUGGAGAAAACCCAUCUGUUUCUCAAUCCUCAAUUUCUAAAAUCGAUCCAUCCUGUAAAUGGUAUUGUCACGAAACUGACCAGGAGAAUGGAAAUCUGUCAAAUAUAUCGAAUCCUAGUUUUGUUGAAGAUAAAAACUCCAAUAUUUCUGACAAAUAUUUUGAAAAUCGUAUGUAUUAUUCGUCUAGUUGUUCUGAUUUUCUGUCCAAACGCAGUAGUGAUGCAUCAUUCCUAACCACUUUAUCCGAUAGUUCGAAAACAGAUCCUGUAAAUUACCAAACAUUAGCAAGCAGUACACAAGCAGUUGUAUUUAUGAGUACACCACAUAGAGGAAAUCAAUCGGUGCACACUUUAUAUCGUCGUCCAUUCCGAUGGGCGCUUACUCCUGAAGCUAUUCAACUUGAAAAAAAUUCAAACUAUUUGUUGGAUCUCCAUGUUUGGUUUAAUCUAUGGGCAUAUAGUCAUAAAUUACAAAUCUUAUCUAUGGUUGAAAGUCGUGUAACACCAAUCAACAGAUUUUGGUCUGUUUUAAUUGUCCCUGAAGAUGUUAAAGACCGAGAGAUGGGUAAAUUGGUACGUAUCGAUUCAGAUCAUUUAUAUAUAAGUAAACCAAUGAAUCCUUCUGAUCUAUCAUAUACCAGUAUUGUUCAUUUUAUCGAAAAUCUAUCAUUAUGUAAACAGGCACCUGUGAAUACUGAUAAAACAACCUUUGUAACUUCCUAUAUUUCUAGAGUACAUUAAAAGUUUCUUCUUCUUCUUAUUAUUAUUAUAACAUUUCCUAAUCUCAUUGACUUUUCUCAGUUCAUCAGUGAACAGAAGAGGUUUAAUUUGUCAUGUAUGUUUUCAAGUUGUGAAAUUCUUUCUGUUCGUUUUAUUUGUACAGGCUACUUAUCUUAGUUAUUUUUUACUUUCACUCUUUCCUGAAGAUUAGUCUAAUAUAAUUUUUUUAUUAUUAUUUUCAAAGUGAUAUUUUGGUUUUUUUUUUUCGGUGACUCUGUACAGUGAAUUAUGUGUGUCUUCACCUUUGAUUCCUCCCCACAAUGUGUCUUUUCCAGAUUAAUUUAUUUCUUUUUAAGUGGAAUCCAAACUGUUACCUGCAUUAUUUUGUAAUUUCUGAUAAUAUAGAGUGAUGAUUAAUAAAUUAAUUCAUCAGUAA
This is a messenger RNA of Schistosoma bovis, 3653 nucleotides long. NCBI's taxonomy places the organism in Eukaryota, Metazoa, Platyhelminthes, Trematoda, Strigeidida, Schistosomatidae. The record is from the annotation of a GenBank genome assembly.